Acanthosepion pharaonis is the source of this 1161-nucleotide messenger RNA. The record is from the annotation of a GenBank genome assembly. NCBI's taxonomy places the organism in Eukaryota, Metazoa, Mollusca, Cephalopoda, Sepiida, Sepiidae.
AUGUAUACAAACAAUGUAUUCUAUUUAAUAAAGUACGAAACACAUAACAGCAUUUUCCAUUUAAAUUAUCUAUCUAUCUAUCUAUCUAUCUAUCUAUCUAUCUAUCUAUCUAUCUAUCUCGUUCCCAUUCAUUUCAUAUCUUUGCCUCGAACCAUUACUCUUUCUCAUUUCUUCAUCGUCGUUGCUACCCCUCCAACUUUCCGACCGAACCUCCUGUCCAAAAGCAACAAGCAUUCGUCAAGAACCCUCAGUAUCAAACGGACCUUACCUCCUGUCCAAAAGCAACAAGCAUUCGUCACGAACCCUCAGUAUCAAACGGACCUUACCUCCUGUCCAAAAGCAACAAGCAUUCGUCACGAACCCUCAGUAUCAAACGGACCUUACCUCCUGUCCAAAAGCAACAAGCAUUCACGAACCCUCAGUAUCAAACGGACCUUACCUCCUGUCCAAAAGCAACAAAUUCGUCACAAACCCUCAGUAUCAAACGGCCUUACUUCCAGUCCAAAAGCAACAAGCAUUCGUCACGAACCCUCAGUAUCAAACGGGCCUUACUUCCUGUCCAAAAGCAACAAACAUUCGUCACAAACCCUCAGUAUCAAACGGGCCUUACUUCCAGUCCAAAAGCAACAAGCAUUCGUAACGAACCCUCAGUAUCAAACGGGCCUUACUUCCUGUCCAAAAGCAACAAGCAUUCGUCACGAACCCUCAGUAUCAAACGGACCUAACCUCCUGUCCAAAAGCAACAAGCAUUCGUCACGAACCCUCAGUAUCAAACGGACCUUACCUCCUGUCCAAAAGCAACAAGCAUUCGUCACGAACCCUCAGUAUCAAACGGACCUUACCUCCUGUCCAAAAGCAACAAGCAUUCGUCACGAACCCUCAGUAUCAAACGGGCCUUACUUUCUGUCAAAAAGCAACAACUAUUUCUUCUCCCUAGAACGUUUGGCACCAACCAUUACUAUUUUUGGCGCGCAACAACGUUCGAUCAUCAACAUCAACCUCACGUUGCACAGAUUUGCUGGACCACUAUCCAGAGACCAAGGUCUCGGCAUUGCAUUCUAUACUUUUCUUCAUCCUGACAAAUUCGUUGUUAAAAAUAAACUUCUAUUUUGUUAUGCCUUUCAUACCUCAUUCGUGUUUUUCCACUCUCUACGUUACUAA